ACCUGACAAUGGCAACCAGUGAAAUGUAUUUCUGAGUUAGGUUGGCUUGUUUUCACAAUUCACAACAAAAUGCCUCCAGCUGUCCAUCACCACUGUAAAUAUAAAGAGUGGUUAUAGAGGAAAAAACGUCAGAAAGCAAAUUCAGUUGAUGUGGAGCAGAAGACAAGAAAGAAGAAGGAGAAGGGCACUUCAUCCCCCUCUCCAAUUCCAUCUGACCGUUCUGAACGGAAUGGCUCCGCUACCUCUGACCCCUCACCCUCUGAUCAACUCUCCUCCCUCCAUCCACCUCCCUCUCCUGUUAAAUGUUCCUCUCGGCCUUGCUCUCCUGCUAAACAACCCUCUGUACCCCGGUCACCUGCCAAAAACCCUUCCCCAGUGAAAUCCUCUCCAGUGGUGUCCCACCCUAGUUCUCCCUCUCCUACCAACCCUCUGGACCGUCAUGGAGACACCAGUCAGGAGGGCACAACAGUCAGACCUCUGUCUCUUCAGGAACACUCUAGUCCAAUGCCCCAGAGACCAGGCUCAGCCACCAGAAGCAUGACUCUUCCCAGGGCCAGCUCAGCCACCAGAAGCAUGACUCUUCCCAGGACCAGCUCAGCCACCAGAGGGUCAGAAGAGACCCAGGGGGCCAGAGGAGAACGGGGGGAACUGGUCAACAUGGAACUUCUUGGGUUGCCUAACAUUGGCAACACUUGCUUCCUUAACGCCACCCUGCAGUGCCUCCUGGUCCUGCCUUCCUUCUCAAAGGAAAUCCUGCACCAGGAACAACUCUGGAGCUCCUCCCCCUUCUCCAACCUGCUCAGGUGUCUGUCUGAUGUGCACCGUUCAGGUCUACCUGACAGUGUGGCAAACCAGGCCUCAAAAGCAGACCUCAUGGGGAAGGUCAAGUACUCCUUGUCGGGAUACGAUUUGAAGUAUCUGGGGGACACGCAACAGGACGCACACGAGUUACUUGUCAAUAUGCUGUGCCAGCUGAAGGAGGAGGGCAUGAUUCUGAAGACACUCGGGAUGAACUAUACCUGCCCUGUUUCCCAGCUGGAGUUCCAGCUUGUGUCGGUGCGCACAUGUACCAGCUGUGGGCGCGAGUCGUCUACCAGAGAGGACUACAACCACCUCUCAUUGGACAUCAGCCCUGAGCGCACCUUGCUGAACAGCCUAGCACUCACUUUCAAAGUCAGCACUUAGGGCUCAGCCCUGCAUGUAGAGACUAACACCCAGGGCAAGCUGCCCACUGCCUCAGAAUACGCUAUCUUAUUAUUGUAGUGGUAUCAUUCAUUAUGUAAUGCUUUUGUUUCUAACCAGAGUGAACAGGUUGAAUUCACAUGUGAGGGCUGUA
Oncorhynchus mykiss (rainbow trout) is the source of this 1336-nucleotide messenger RNA. The record is from RefSeq and is a predicted model, not a curated record. Lineage: Eukaryota; Metazoa; Chordata; Actinopteri; Salmoniformes; Salmonidae.